This is a messenger RNA of Drosophila rhopaloa, 2446 nucleotides long. RefSeq names its product eukaryotic translation initiation factor 2 subunit 3 (gene eIF2gamma). The transcript has 3 exons. NCBI's taxonomy places the organism in Eukaryota, Metazoa, Arthropoda, Insecta, Diptera, Drosophilidae. Gene Ontology annotation, biological process: formation of translation preinitiation complex; positive regulation of translational fidelity. The record is from RefSeq and is a predicted model, not a curated record. Gene Ontology annotation, molecular function: protein binding; zinc ion binding; translation initiation factor activity. Gene Ontology annotation, cellular component: eukaryotic translation initiation factor 2 complex; nucleus; cytosol. The coding region runs from base 141 to 2042 and encodes 633 amino acids.
UGUGCAACACUGGGCGGCUAGAUUACAGCGCGUUUUCGGUCCUUUACAACACGCGCGGACAACAUUUGAUGCCGAGCUGUAAUAGCUGAAAAUUUAUUUUAUAAUUUUGCAUACGCAUCGUUUUCUAAAACAUCAGCAACAUGGCCACGGCGGAAGCUCAAAUCGGUGUGAACAGAAACUUGCAGAAGCAGGACCUCAGCAACCUGGACGUUUCCAAACUGACGCCUCUUUCGCCGGAGGUCAUUUCGCGGCAGGCGACCAUCAACAUUGGCACCAUCGGUCAUGUCGCCCACGGCAAAUCCACGGUGGUCAAGGCCAUCUCCGGUGUACAGACGGUGCGGUUCAAGAACGAACUGGAGCGCAACAUCACAAUCAAGCUGGAACGCUUAAGCGAAAAGAAAAUCAAAAAACUGUUGAGCUCUAGCCAGCAGCGACAGCAGUAUGAGAUAAAGCAACGUUCCCAACUAAGGCACCUGGCCGAAUUGCGGCGCCACAGCCGGUUGGGCAUGCUGUCCUCGAUGACAGCCCCAUCCGCCGUAGCCAACAUGGACAGACGCUUCAGCCACCGCAGCAGCAGCCAGACCUCGCUGAGUCCCAGCAACAGCAGCGGAUAUGGCAGCGUCUUUGGAUGCGAAGAAUAUGACGCGUUCCAAUCUCACGGCCUCAAGGUUUUUGCUAAUCUAAAGCGUCGACGCAAUAGCAGCUCGAGCACGCCGACUCCCAACUCAAAACGGUCCAAAAACAAUGAGGGACUUGUAGUCAAGAAGCGGCCUAGGGGCGAGUACAUUGUGGAGCGCAUUGUGUCUGUCGAGGUGGACCAAUACAAGCCCAUAUUUUUGGUCAAAUGGCUGGGCUACACAUCCAGCCAAAACACCUGGGAGAGCUUAGCUAAUUUGGUUGACUGCGCCCAAAUGGAAGAGUUCGUGAAGCAACAUCAGCAACUUUACGAGACGUACAUAGCUAAGAUAACCAGUGAACUUGAAGAGCAGCUGGAAGCCUUGCCGUUGAUGGAAAACAUCAAUGUGGUAGAAGUGGAUGCCUAUGAUCCUCUCACUUUGCAGCUUGACUUAAUUAUUUUGGCUCAAUACCGUGCGGCCAGCAGUCGCAGUCAAAAAGAGCCACAGAAGAUCGGAGAGCGAGCACUGCGAAGUAUGCAGCUCAAGCGAGCUCAAUUUACGCGGCGCAAGCAGCUGCUUGACCUUGCCAAGUUUGAGGAGCGCAUGAACCUCGUGGAGCAUCCGUCUCCUCCGAUAAAAGUUGAGAAUAACGUUGAUCUGGACAUCAUAGACACCAACUUCAUGUACAUACAAAAGAACAUAAUCGGGGAAGGUGUGCCCAAGCCAGAAGCGGGGAUUCUGGGUUGCAAGUGCGAGGAUGCGGAUGGCGUGGCGGAGUGCGCCGCCUCUACAAAAUGCUGCGCCCGCAUGGCCGGCGAGCUGUUUGCCUACGACCGGAGCUCAAGGCGCUUGCGCCUGCAUCCUGGCAGUGCCAUCUUCGAGUGCAAUAGCCGCUGCGCCUGCAAGCCAAGCUGUUCCAACCGCCUGGUGCAGCACGGACGCCAGAUACCGCUGGUGCUGUUCAAAACAAGCAAUGGAAGCGGCUGGGGUGUACGCACCCCAACUGCCUUGCGAAAGGGCGAAUUUGUUUGCGAAUAUAUUGGGGAGAUUAUCACCAGCGACGAGGCCAAUGAGCGCGGUAAGGCAUACGACGACAAGGGCAGAACUUACCUCUUCGACCUAGACUACAACACGGCCCAGGAGAGCGAGUAUACAAUCGAUGCGGCAAACUUUGGAAACAUAUCGCACUUUAUCAACCACUCGUGCGAUCCCAAUCUGGCCGUGUUCCCUUGCUGGAUCGAGCACUUGAAUGUGGCUCUGCCGCACCUUGUGUUCUUCACGCUGCGUCCGAUCAAGGCGGGCGAGGAGCUGAGUUUCGACUACAUUCGCGCGGACAACGAGGAUGUACCCUACGAGAACCUAUCAACGGCUGUGCGCGUCGAGUGCCGCUGCGGAGCGGACAAUUGCCGGAAGGUCUUGUUCUAAACGGAUAUGGACUUUUAUUUAAUUUUUUUUUUUUAUUAUUUUUUUUUAUCUGCAUUGAAUUGCAUUUUUUCAACACUAGUUACUAUUUGGCGCUUGUUGGCCAUCUGUUUGCCGAUUAUAUAUUUCAAAAGAUUGAUGGCAUUUUAAUUAUUUAUUUGUUAAUUGCUUGCACUGCCGAAUGCAAAUAUCGACGGAUUUGAUCUAUGUUAGGUUUGAUCCAGACUUGACUAGAGAAUUAAAAGAAAAUUCUGUAUAAUUUGUACAUGUAAUUUUAUACAUUUCAUUAUUUGUAGUAUUGAAAUAGGUUACAGUAGUGUUUUGACAAACACCUUUACAAAGUGCUGGAAUUAUGUACGGUAUUAUGUGUAUAACUGAUUUCAUAAUAAAUAUCUUAUGAUUAUUAA